CUCGGUGGUGGAGGUGGAGCCAGACCUACACCUUCUUUCAGCAUUACAGCUUUAAAAGGCUGGGUGGCUCCCUCCUCAUUAGAUUCACUUCAACAAACUCAGUCAACCCACUUCCCUCUUCACUUUCAACCAGCGUAUGGAGAUGGAGGAAAAUAUGGAAAGCCAGAAGAGAAGAGGAACAAGCACAGAAAACAUAAUAUCUGAACGGACAGGGUCUUUGGGAUGCAUUGGUUGGUUAAUAGUCAUACUCUCCGGCAUCUUCGCAAUUGUCCUCUUCCCCUUCACAGUCUGGUUUUGUGUGAAGAUUGUGCAAGAGUAUGAGCGCGCUGUCAUCUUCAGGCUAGGACGCAUUACAGACAAGAGGGCUAAAGGACCAGGAAUUUUCUUUAUUUUGCCAUGCACUGAUUCCUUUGUGAAAGUGGAUCUUCGAACAGUGUCAUUUGACAUCCCACCACAAGAGAUCCUGACCAAGGACUCAGUUACAGUCAGUGUGGACGGAGUGGUGUACUUCCAGGUCAGCGACCCCAUCGCCUCUGUGGCCAACGUGUCUAAUGCUGACUUUUCCACGCGGCUGCUGGCUCAAACCACCCUCAGAAAUGUCCUGGGCACCAAGAACCUGGCUGAGCUCUUAUCUGAUCGUGAGGGCAUUGCUCACAGCAUGCAGACCAGCCUGGAUGAAGCCACAGACAGGUGGGGCAUCAAGGUGGAGCGUGUGGAGAUUAAAGAUGUGAAGCUGCCACAUCAGCUGCAGAGAGCCAUGGCUGCAGAAGCAGAGGCUGCAAGAGAGGCCAGAGCCAAGGUGAUCGCAGCAGAGGGUGAGAUGAAUGCAUCUCGUGCCCUGAAGGAGGCGUCCCUCGUGAUCGCAGAGUCCCCGUCGGCCCUGCAGCUCCGCUACCUGCAGACUCUCAACACCAUAGCAGCAGAGAAGAACUCCACCAUCAUCUUCCCCCUGCCCAUGGAUGUCAUGGCUCACUUCAUGCGGAAGUGAUUCCUCGGCACCGUCCUGUAAAGUCACUGCUAAAUGUAACGAGAGUCGGGUGGGGUCAGGGUACAUGUCUGUGGCCCCUCGUAAAGCACAACGCCACAAUGAAAGAUAAUGCUGUUGUUGUACGGUGGACGUCUUUUCAGACUGAUCACAGGAACACCUCUAUGUAUAUAUGUACAGUCAAGCUGGGAUCAGGCAACGCCUGCUGACCUAAAAUUUGUGAUGAAACUGAGAUUAUACAUUAUAAUGUUAAAAACAUGUAAUAAAUAACAUUUCAUUUACGAUACUGUAACGCUGAUCACUUGCAUACUUUGAUAUAUUAGAUGUAAACUAACCGGUGAAGUUUUAUUAAUAAAGAUUACAAAGCUU
Messenger RNA from Chelmon rostratus (copperband butterflyfish), 1354 nucleotides. It is a transcript of the gene stoml3b, whose product is annotated as stomatin (EPB72)-like 3b. Gene Ontology annotation, cellular component: plasma membrane. NCBI's taxonomy places the organism in Eukaryota, Metazoa, Chordata, Actinopteri, Chaetodontiformes, Chaetodontidae. The transcript is spliced from 7 exons. The record is from RefSeq and is a predicted model, not a curated record. Bases 137 to 988 code for a protein of 283 amino acids.